AUACAUGUAUAUAAGUAUAGUUGGUAAAUUUUUUAUAAUAAUUCAUUGAUAAAUGGAUGAGAGUGACAAACUAGCUUGUUCUUAUAAUCGUAAUAUUUUAAUGGUUGAGAAGUUAAAUAAAAAAAUAUGGAAACCUUUUUUUGUUGUUUUAAAGAAAAACGAUAGAAACAUUAGAAAACGACAAUUAAAAACAUUGGUUCUUCACUCUCAAAGGCUCAAACACAGUCACUAUCACUACUUAAUUCCAUGGUGAGAUUUUGUUGAGCAACUCAACUCUUGCUAUUGAUCUUUCUUGACAACACAACACAACACAAGGUUAAAAAUCAGAUUGAAAAGGAAGAGGAAGAGGAAGAAGAGCUUAAUCAUACACAAAUUAAGAAAUGGUGAGAUUUUGUGAUUUGCCAAGUGAAGUUGUGGAGAAAAUCAUGUUGUUGGUGCCUGCAGAUUCUCUAGUAGAAUGUAAAUCUGUGAACAAGUUCUGGUAUUCUUGUAUUUCCACUUUCAUCAAAGAUCCAAAAUUUGUAGCUAAGCACCUCCUCGUUACCAAAACCGAAUCUUUCAUGUCCUUACUUUGUUUCAAAGACCCUUCCCCCCAUGAAGACCAUUGCUUGAUCACAUACCCAUUGCUCACUAUAAAUCAUGUUGAUGGUGAUGGUGAUGGUGAUGAUGAUGAUGAUGUUGAUGAUGAUGAUGUUACUAUAAUCCAUGAUGGUGAUGAUGAUGAUGAAGAUGGUGGUAGUGAUUAUGAUGAUGUCACUAUAAUCCCUGAUGAUGAUGGUGAUAAUGAUGAUGAUGAUGGUGGUGGUGGUGGUGAUGAUGAUGGUAAGAAGGAUCAUUUUACAAUUGUCACAGCAUAUCUCACUAUACCACUUUUGGAUAUGAAUCGAUGGGAUAGAAUAUAUCACUGUAAUGGACUCCUUUUGCUAGUAAAUUAUAGUUACAAGAAGACUAUAACUAUGGUGUUAUGUAAUCCAGUUUUGAAAGAAUCUAUGAUUCUCCCAAAACCAAAGAAUGUUACAUUUGUGGCUCAUCAUCAUCACUACAUAGGAUUUGAACACGAUUCUAGAAACAACAAAUACAAAUGUGUUUCCCUUUGGCUCGGUGAUGAAGAAGAAUGUAAAGUUGAGGUAUACACAUUGGGUUCUGAUUCUUGGAGAGAGAUCAACAUGUCUCAAGACGUAAUGGAUUAUAUAGCGCAGGCUGAAGUAACUGAACUAUGCAAUGGUGUAUGUUUUGGAGGUGUUUGUUACUGGUGUAUUAGCCAACUUGGAAUUGAAAAGAUCCUCAGUUUUGAUAUGAGUAGUGAGGAAUUUCGUAUGAUAGACUUGCCACGAGAUUCUCUUUUUGACAUUGAAGAUUGGUCUGAUAAUUAUAUACUAUGCCUUGCAGUGUGGAAUGAUUCUGUUGUGAUGUCUUUGACCCCCAAUUUCACAUGGAAGCAUGAUGACCCCUAUCAUGAUGAGAGCAUCCUCUUGAUCUUCACCAUGGAUAAAGGUGUAGCAGGUGGUUGGACCAAAUAUGAGCAGGUUGGACCACUAGAGAAGUAUUACAAUAACUUACUACCGUUUUGGAAGAAUAAUGAGAUUCUAAUGGAAGUCUUUGAAGAUGGUAGUGUAGAACACUUGGCUUCUUGCAACAUUCGUACCCAAAAGUUAAGAAAUGUUGUUUUUGAUCGAGUUAGAAAAAUAAAUUUACGUUAUGGUUGGGUUUGUUUAUAUGAAAAGAGUCUAAUUUCUAUUAGGAGGGAGUGAGGUAGGUUCACUUUCAAACACACCUCUGGUUUUUAGGUUUGAUUUUGUGAACCAAGCUGUUUCUUAUUAAAUACUAUCAAUGUAGUUUGUCAUUGGUGUCGUUUGGUACACCGUAAUGUACUGUAUUGUAUAGUAUUAUAUUAUAUUAGAUUGUAUUCUAUUAGUAUUAUUUAAUACAAUAUAUUAUGUUUGCUAUUAACGUAUACUAAUAGGUUAUGUAAAAUUAUAAAAACUUUACAAUAAACUCAACCCGAACCCUAAUCACAGCCUGAACUUGGACCUAGAGUUCGGACCCAAAUCUCGAACCUCGAAUAUGCUCUGGGCUUAAAUUCGAUCUCGGACCCAGACCUUAGAUCCUGGAUCGAGAUCGGGACUCGGACCCCAAAUCUCGAACCCCAGACCGGACCUAAACCCGAACAAGGACUUAAACCCUGGACCUAAACUUGGGUUCGGGAUUGGAUCACAGUCCGGAGUCAUGGUCGGGGUGCGAGUCCAAAUUUGGGUUCGGGUUUAAGUUUGGGGUCUGGUUCGAAUCUGGGUCUAAGUUCUGGUACGGUGUUCGAGAUCGG
Molecule: messenger RNA, 2320 nt
Organism: Cannabis sativa
Lineage: Eukaryota; Viridiplantae; Streptophyta; Magnoliopsida; Rosales; Cannabaceae
Exons: 3
Coding region: 381-1751 (456 amino acids)
Molecular function (GO): protein binding
Source: RefSeq, a predicted model, not a curated record